GUUACGGAGAUAUUUUUUUCUGGAGGCGAGGUUUUCUUGGAGAGCAAGCUGCCGGAGGGUGUAGGAAACGAGGUGGGAUAUUUUGAAGGUGUUCUUUGGUUUGAGGGGGGAGGAAGUUUUUUUCCGAGAGUUUCUGGGCUGGUUACAGGGAGGAAGAAAGGAGAGUGAGAUAUUUUGAGAGGUAUUUUCUUUGGCUUGGGGGGCAAGGCAAAAGGGGAGAGGAUUUUUCUCUAAAGGUGAGCUGUUUACAGAGGAGGAAGGGGAAGCUUUACAGAGGAAAACGAGGGAGCUUGGGGGAAUGAGGAUUUUGGGGUUGCUGAAGUGAGAUCUUUUGAGUGAGCUGGUUACAGAGAUAUUUUUGAGACUGGUUGCUUGGGAGAGGGAGUUUCUUGAGAGAGAUAACCAGAGAGAGAGUGCGAGAGAGAGCUGUACGUUUAGAGAGUAGAGGAGGAUGGCUUUGUUGGUUCAUUAGUUUCGUUGGCUUUGGAGGAGGAUUUAAAAGGUUUGAAGCUGAACAGGACCUUACUGGAAAAGGGCUCUCUCAGGGAACAUCGUUUUUGGUGCUAUAAGCUUCUAGUGUUUCUUUGAUUGGAUCACAAUUAUGGACUUAGCAGCAGACUUUUUCAACCAAUCCAAUGCUUUACUGAGAAAAAACUUGAUUUUGCAGAAACGAAAUUUUCUCCCCCUUUUUUCGCUCAUUUUCUUCCCCAUAGUGCUGCUGUUUUUAUUCUUCCUUAUUCCAACUGCCGUGAACAAAGAGUUGGAUAAAAGUAGCUCUCGUCCCAUCCCUCACCCUCAGGAAUGGCCUGCAUUGCUGCAUAUACCAGCUUCGCGUUAUCGUGCCGUGAAAACUACAUCUUCACCUUUUAUGGACUUGCCCCAGGAAUCAUGCAGGAGUACAGGGUUGUGUCCUGUAACUCUUCUUCUCACUGGAAAAGAUAAAUCUUUUGGACUAGGUUUGACUGACAAGAUGUUCCCAAAAGUUUCCACCUUGAAUUCUUCAGAAGUUGAGCAUAGUCUAGCCAACAUGGUCUUGGGGUCCGAAACAGCGCCUCCAUAUUUUUAUUUUCUUCAUCCUACUUCCUUCCCGGAUCUUCCCAUUUAUCAUCUUCAACGUAACCAAUGCGCACCAAACUCGACGUUUUUUAUUCCUUUACGUAAAGUGCAACGAGAGAUAAGAUGUGUUCGAGCUUUAUGUUUGUGGAGGAAUAGCUCUUCUGAAGUUAAUGAUGAGCUAUUUAAGGGUUAUCGUGAAGGAAAUUUAGAGAAGAAGAUCAAUGAGUUUGCUGCAGCAUUCGACUUCUCAAACUCCAACAAGACUAAUUUUAAUGUGACUAUAUGGUACAAUUCAACUCAUGAGCUAGCACGCUUGGUUAACCUGGCAUCGAAUGCCUACCUCCUGUCUCUGAAAGAUGGUGGUACAAAGGUGCUAUUAGAUUUCAUGAAGGGAAUGCCCCAACCUAGCAGUAACCCACCCAGACUAGACGUUGCUUCUGCAUUCGGAGUACUGUCAUUUACUUGGGUUGUUAUGCAAUUUUUCCCUAUGGUGUUGACAUCUCUGGUUCAGGAGAAAGAAAGUAAUCUGAGAAUAAUGAUGAAAAUACAUGGCCUAGAUGACAGACUUUAUUGGGUGAUUUCUUAUACCUAUUUUGUUCUCGAAUUUGUUAUCUACAUGCUAUGUCUGGUAGCAUUUGCUUCAGUUCUAGGGUUACAAUUCUUCACUAUGAAUGACUUCAAAAUCCAAUUUCUCUUCUACUUCAUCGGUAUAAACUUGCAAAUUUCAAUGGCAUUUCUAAUGGCGCCAAUUCUUUCAAAUGUUAAAAUGAUUACAGUAAUAACAUUCGCAUUGCUUUUUGGAUCAAGGCUCUCUGGGAAGUCUGUUUUUGAGUUCUUUCUUGAAGAUACAACAUUGUCAAGACAUUGGAUUAUUGUUAUGGAGCUAUAUCCUGCUUUCUCUCUUUACCGUGGUAUAUAUGAGCUCGCACAAUAUUCUCUCAUGGGUAGUGCAACAGGAACCCAAGGGAUGCAAUGGAGAGAUUUGAGCGACCCUGAGAAUGGGAUGAGGGAUGUCUGCAUUAUUAUGAUGGUCGAAUGGUUGGUAGUACUUUUUAUUGCAUACGACAUCGAUCAACAACGAAUAUCAUCAAGGAAUGGAGUCACAGCGAGGGUUUUGCUAUUUUUGCAAAAUAUUUGGAAGAGGUCAAGAAAUGGUGUGAAAAGAAGAAUUCUAUGUUUGAUGCUAGGCAUUUGGAAGAAGUCAAACUUAAAAAGCCAAAAAUUUUCUGCAGUUUCCCCACAGGUGGAAAAUAUUGACGUUUUCGAAGAGAGGGAGAAAGUUGAACGAUGGCUGCAUAAACCCACGUCGAUUUAUUCAAUCAUUUGUCAUAAUCUUGAAAAGGUGUAUCCAGAAAGGGAUGGAAACCCUAAGAAAAUUGGAGUGAGGGGGUUGUCUCUAGCUAUAUCCAAAGGGGAGUGCUUUGGUAUAGUUGGUGACAGUGAUGCAGGCAAAACCUCUUUCAUUAGUAUGAUGACUGGGAUCACAAAGCCAACCUCUGGCAAAGCAUUCAUUGAAGGUCUGGAUAUAGAGAGUCAAAUAAAAGAAAUAUAUACAAGAAUAGGUUAUUGCCCUCAGAUUGACCUUCUCUGGGAAACUCUAACUGGGAGGGAGCACCUCCAAUUUUAUGGAAGGGUUAAAAACCUCGUAGGUCCUGCCUUGACACAGGCGGUGGAAAACUCUCUUAGGAGAGUAAACCUUGUUCGUGGAGGUGUUGGUGACAAGGAAGUCAGUGAAUAUAGUAGAUCAGAGAAGAGGAGGCUUAGUGUUGCCAUUUCAUUGAUUGGAAAUCCUCAAGUGGUCUUUAUGGAAGAACCUACCGUUGGUUUAGAUCCGGUAUUGAGAACCAGUUUAUGGAAUGCUAUAAAGCAUGCAAAGCAAGAUCGAACGAUUAUUUUGACAACACAAUCAAUGGAAGAGGCAGAGGCUCUAUGUGAUAGAAUAGGAGUUCUAGCAGAUGGCUGUUUGCAAUGUAUAGCCAGCCCUCGAGAGCUGAAGGCUAGAUUUGAAAGAUUUGAAGAAUCUUCCACGUUUAAGGACACAACACCCCCCUGCCAGAAGGAUGAGUUGCGUCGCCUUUUCGGUUUGCCAACUUCUAGUGGGUCAGUGGAAAAAUAGAGCUCACAAUUGGUAGAUGAGGAUGAGAGUGAGCAGAGAAGAUAUAAGAUGGGAGGCAUGUGGUUCCUAUAAUUCCUGUUCUUGCAUUUCAAAAGAGGGCAUGAAAUCAUAUAAUUUGAAGCCUGCAGUGUUGUUGCAUUUAGGAGCAUAAUUUGAUGAUUGUGGACUGUAAAUUCACUGUGUCCUCCAUAUGUUAGCAAGUUUAGCACAAACAUUAAUGUCUUUGGAUAUUUGAAGCAAAAAUCAAUUAGUAAAAUUCAAGGAAUUUGCAAGUUAA
This is a messenger RNA of Vitis vinifera (wine grape), 3449 nucleotides long. Its product is annotated as ABC transporter A family member 10. The coding region runs from base 602 to 3172 and encodes 856 amino acids. Lineage: Eukaryota; Viridiplantae; Streptophyta; Magnoliopsida; Vitales; Vitaceae. Gene Ontology annotation, cellular component: intracellular membrane-bounded organelle; membrane. The record is from RefSeq and is a predicted model, not a curated record. The transcript is spliced from 19 exons. Gene Ontology annotation, molecular function: ATP binding; ATP hydrolysis activity; lipid carrier activity. Gene Ontology annotation, biological process: lipid transport; transmembrane transport.